AUGCCGGAUAAGGUGCCAUGUGCAGAACAGCACCAGCAGCAGGUGGAGCCUGGGCGAGAGAAGUGGGGCAGUGAGGACCUCCCGUUUUGCUCAUGUUCUCUUUUAGCCCAUAGGCCAGAUAAAAUAACUUGCUUUUCUUCUUUUUGCAGAUACCAGAUAUUCCUCUAUUUUGUGUGUGCCUUCCAGAACAUCUCUUGUGGUAUCCACUACUUGGCUUCUGUGUUCUUGACAACGUCCCCUCGGCAUACCUGCAGGCCCCCGGGCAACGUGAGUCAGGUUCUUGUCCGCAAUAUCUCUAGUUGGAGGCUGGAUGACGUCUGGACCCUGUUUUCCGCAGGCCAUGAAGAUCGCGUUGUAGUGCAGCUGCAGAACGGUGAGAUCUGGGAGCUCACAAAGUGUCACAGGUUCCGAAGGGACAACAAGUCGAGUUUGAACUAUGAUUAUAAUGGCCAUAAGACUAGCUUUCCUUGCUCAGAUGGCUACAUCUAUGACCAAAGUAAAUGGAACAGCACCGUGGUGACCGAGUGGGAUCUGGUCUGUAACCGAGAAUGGUUCGCAAGGCUGAUCCAGCCCAUGUUUAUGCUUGGAGUCCUACUGGGAGCGGUGAUUUUUGGCUACCUUUCUGACAGGAUCGGCAGACGCCUUGUCCUGUGGUCCACAAGCAUUGGCAUGUUUUUCUUUGGCGUUGCAGCGGGAUUCACAUUCGAUUAUUACAGCUUUGUGGUCGCACGUUUUCUUCUUGCGAUGGCUGCAAGUGGCUAUCUCAUAGUGGUGUUUGUCUAUGUGACGGAAUUUAUUGGCAUGAAAUCUCGGACGUGGGCAUCCAUCCAUAUGCAUUCCUUUUUUGCCCUUGGGGCAAUGAUGGUGGCUUUGAUGGGCUACUUGGUCAGGACCUGGUGGAUCUAUCAGAUAGUCCUCUCCACAGUGACUGUCCCCUUUGUCCUGUGCUGUUGGAUUCUCCCGGAGACACCUUUUUGGCUUCUCUCAGAAGGAAGAUAUGAAGAAGCACAAAAAGUUGUUGAUACGAUGGCCAAGUGGAAUAGGGCCAGCUCCUGUAAACUGUCAGAACUUUUAUCACUGGAUCUAAAUGGUCCUGUUGGUAAUAAAACCACUGAAGUUAAGAAGCACAACCUGUUAGAUCUGUUUUAUGACUGGAAUAUUGGAACAAGGACACUUACUCUUUGGCUGAUUUGGUUCACAGGGGCUUUGGGAUUCUACUCCUUCUCCUUGAAUUCUGUUAAUUUAGGAGGCAAUGAAUAUUUAAACCUCUUCCUCAUGGGCGCAGUGGAAAUUCCUGCCUACAUGUUCGUGUGCUUGGGGAUGGACAGUUUGGGGAGAAGAAACAUUCUGAUCUUCUCCCUUAUCUCAACUGCACUGAUCUGUGGUGUGAUUAUGGCGAUCCCCAAGGAUUACCAUAUCUGGAGUGUGGGGGUGACUAUGGCUGGAAAAUUUGCUAUAGGGGCAGCAUUUGGUCUCAUUUACCUUUAUACAGCAGAAUUGUAUCCAACCCUUAUAAGGUCGCUGGCCGUGGGGAGUGGCAGUAUGGUGUGCCGUGUGGGAAGCAUCAUGGCCCCGCUCUGCGUUUCUCUCUCCAGCGUGUGGAUCUUCAUGCCACAGUCGCUUCUUGGGAUUUUGGCUUUUGUGAGUGGCUUGCUGACACUAAGGCUUCCAGAAACCCUUGGGAAGCCUCUGGCAACUACUUGGGAGGAGGCCACCAAACUGGACGCAGCAAAAGAUAGCAGUUCAGGCGAAUUAUUUCCCACAACCAAUAAUACUGUGCUGGAAGAAAGAGAAGUGAUUAACUCAGAGGAUUCUGGUCUUAGCGAAUAAAUGUGCCAUAUGUGCUGUCUAGCACCUGAAGUAUUGUUUACUUUAAUGCCUUUGU
Molecule: messenger RNA, 1885 nt
Organism: Ceratotherium simum simum (southern white rhinoceros)
Lineage: Eukaryota; Metazoa; Chordata; Mammalia; Perissodactyla; Rhinocerotidae
Source: RefSeq, a predicted model, not a curated record